AUUCUCCUCUCUCUCCACACGCUCGCUCGGCAGCGGAGCUCGUCGCCAUCUCGCCUCCGGCGGUUGCUAUAGGGGUCCAGAAGCUUCAGCUCCGCCGCCGAGGAUGGUUAUGAUAGAGCGGACGCCGGGAGGGGCGGCCGCCCUCUCCAGUCCGCUCGGGAGGUCCACUCCUAGGGUUUCGCGGGAGGGGUCGCCGCCCUCCGACCCCAUCCUCCCUUACCUCAGGUCUAUCAGCAAGGCCAUGCAGGAGCUCAGGACAAACCCAGAGUUUUGUCAAGCUGCGAUCGAACAGUUAAAGGUUUACGUUACAGAAUGCAUUGACAAGUAUGGGGACGAUUACCAGUACUCCACUGACCCCCGCCUUCUGAAGAUCUGGAUCCUUUAUGCGGAUGCAAUUUGUGAUUUCGACAAGGUGUAUAAGCAGUUGGAGGAGAAGAGGUUGUUUCUGGAGCAUGCACUGCUCUACGAAGCAUAUGCGCUGUUUCUAUUUGCUAAGGGCAGAGUGCUGGAGGCUGAUAAGGUGUAUGGAAUUGGCAUUGCCAGAAAAGCUGAGCCCAUCGAUCAUUUGAAGAAGAUGCAUAUUGAAUUUUUGAAACAAUUGGAGAGUACUGUAGAAGAAUCCAAUGACGAUGGACAGCCCAAACCGUCUAAAAUACAAAAGGAGCGUAAUGUGGUCGAUCCAUGGUCUGAGUCUACUAUGGACAGUUUAAUGAUGAAAAUUAAUGGUGGUGGCCUCAAGAAGUUCACUGGCUAUUAUAAGAGCAGCAAAGUCUACUCAGGAAAGGUGCCCUUAACUUCCUCGCUGAAUGCCGUAAAAAACAAAUUCAUCGAGUUAGGUGGCAGGAAGUAUCAGAUCAAAGGCUUUUGUGGUACUGGUGCUUUUGCUAAAUUAUACAAAGCUAGUAUUGAUGGCAACUCGGAAGAAACAGUUGCCUUAAAGGUUCAAAAGCCUGCAUUUCCUUGGGAAUUUUACAUGUACCGCCAGCUUGAUUUGAGGAUAUCUGAUAUUCAGAGACCAAGCUAUGGCUAUGCACAUGAAGUGCAUGUAUUUGCUGAUGUCAGUUUGUUGGUUUGUGAUUACCUGCCAUAUGGAACUCUUCUGGAUGCUAUAAAUUCCAACUUAGUUGUUGGUCACCAAAUGGAUGAAGUUCUGUGCAUAUAUUACACUAUAGAGAUGCUGCACAUGCUCGAAACUCUGCACAGUGUUGGCAUAAUCCACGGCGAUUUCAAACCUGACAAUAUGCUUGUCUGCUACCCAAGCGAAGAAAUCACAGACGAUACCUUCAGAAGCGAAACGAGAACUGUGCGGAGUCAGGGUAUCUGUCUUGUUGACUGGGGCCGGGGCAUUGAUCUAAAUCUCUUCCCAGCCGGCACGGAGUUCCUUGGUGAUUGUCGAACAUCAGGGUUCAGCUGUAUCGAGAUGCAAGAGGACAGAACCUGGACGUAUCAGGUCGACACUUUCGGUCUGUGCGUCAUUGCACACAUGAUGCUACACGGGGUAGCCUUGAGCAUCGAGAAGGUGAAAAGGGCUGAUGGAAGCUACAUGUACAAGCCAAAAUCGCCGCUCAAAAGGUACUGGAACGUUGAGCUGUGGAAGAACCUCUUUGCCACGCUGCUCAACACGCCGUCCAGCGGGAGCGACGUGGCCCUUCUGAGGAGCCUCCGGAGAUCGUUCCAGGAGUACAUGUGCAGCAACUGGCAGCUGGUGGCGAAGCUGAACCAGCUGCUGGCGAAGCAGAAGGCCUCCCUGUGCUCAUCCUGAGGUGUGCAUUCCGUGGCCAAGAUAUUCAUGUACCUGUAUGUAUUUACCUUGCCGCAUCUCGUGGCCACAGUGUCAUCUGAAAAUGAGAAUACACACCCGCGUCAUAA
This is a messenger RNA of Lolium rigidum, 1869 nucleotides long. Its product is annotated as mitotic checkpoint serine/threonine-protein kinase BUB1-like. The record is from RefSeq and is a predicted model, not a curated record. The transcript is spliced from 14 exons. The coding region runs from base 104 to 1762 and encodes 552 amino acids. NCBI's taxonomy places the organism in Eukaryota, Viridiplantae, Streptophyta, Magnoliopsida, Poales, Poaceae. Gene Ontology annotation, biological process: meiotic sister chromatid cohesion, centromeric; mitotic spindle assembly checkpoint signaling; protein phosphorylation. Gene Ontology annotation, molecular function: ATP binding; protein kinase activity.